Leptinotarsa decemlineata (Colorado potato beetle) is the source of this 1615-nucleotide messenger RNA. RefSeq lists its product as uncharacterized. NCBI's taxonomy places the organism in Eukaryota, Metazoa, Arthropoda, Insecta, Coleoptera, Chrysomelidae. The record is from RefSeq and is a predicted model, not a curated record.
UCGUUCAAUAAAAGAUAUAAAAGUCCAGAUUCUCAGGACUGAGCAUCACUUCUUACAAGUGCUUCACUAGAAGAACACAUACACAUGAUGAAGACAUAUUUGUGUAUUACUCUUCUGGUUAUUGGCGUAGCUGCGUCUUCUUCCAAUAAAAAAGAAGAAAAAACCAAGAGGAGUUUACUUUCAGGAAUAACUUCGUAUCCCUCUCUGAACGUUUAUAACUCUUUGGGAUCUGCUAGUUUCUCAUCCGAUGCUGGAUUAGACUCUAUCGCACAUGGAAGCGGAUUGGGUCUCUCAUCCGGUAGUGGUUUGGGUUACACCACUUACGGAAGUGGACUAGGAUACGGCAGUUACGGAAGCGGACUAGGAUACGGCAGUUACGGAAGCGGAUUAGGAUAUAGUUCUUAUGCAGGUGGAUUAGGUUAUUCUUCUGGAAAUAGCUUAGCACUCAGUGCUUUAGGAAACGGAUUGGGAUAUUCUUCUGGAAGUGGAUUAGGUUACAGUACUUAUGGAAGUGGAUUAGGAUACGCAUCUGGAAGCGGACUAGGAUAUGGUUAUGGUCAAGCGGGCAUCCCAAUUGUUGGAGCUGCUGUUAGCCAAGAAGUUGCCAAGCACACGGUGCACAAUGUUGUCAACAGAAUCCCAGUAGCAUAUCCACAGCCAUACCCAGUUCCAGUCACUAAGACAGUACCGGUACCUCAACCUUAUCCCGUAAGAGUUGACAGGCCAGUACCAGUCCAGGUGCGUGUAAAUGUUCCAGUUCCAGUUGAAAAACCUUAUCCAGUGGCAGUUCCACAUGCAGUCCCAUAUCAAGUGAAAGUUAGUGUACCAUAUCCAGUCGAAAAACCUUAUCCAGUUACCGUCACCAGAACGGUUCCAGUUCGUGUAGAAAAACCAGUAUACGUGAAAGUACCUGAACCUGUUCAAGUUCCAGUUGCCAAACCCUACCCCGUUCCUGUACACAAACCUGUUCCUGUGAGCGUUCCCGAACCAGUUGUUGUUAAAGUACCAGAAGUCAUCAAUAUCCAACAUGCUGUCCAUACAGCCAAAGUUGUUACUCCAGUUGUGAGUCAUCGAGUACAUCAUGUCAGUACCCCAAUUGUAUCCGGAAUCGGAAGUGCUAGUUUAAGCUCAGGUGUUUUGGCCACAAGCGGUUUGAGUUCCGGUGUUUUGGCUUCCAGUGGUGGCUCAGCAGUACUGGAUGCCAGCAGUCUGACUUCUGGUGACUACUCAGGGUUCAGCUCAGGAGUUUUAGGCUCAAGCAGAUUCAGUUCAGAUAUUGUCAAUGCUGAUUUGAACAGCGCCAGCGGUUUGGUAGUUUCCGAUGCAGGUUCUUGGAGUUCAGGUGGAUUAGGCUCAGGUUCUUGGAGUUCAGGUGGAUUAGGCUCAGGUUCCUGGAGUUCAGGCAGAUUAAACCCAGGUUUCUGGAGUUCACGUGGAUUAAACUCAGGUUCCUGGAGUUCAAGCGGAUUGGGCAGCCAUAAUAUCAUUGCCAGAGGUACUUCUGAGAAAGCAGCAAAUAAACAGUAACUGUGAUUGACGCUUAACGUUUUCGCAUUGUCAUUUUAAACAGAUAUGUAUGUUUUCUUUUAAUAUAGUUUUACCAUAUGAACUUUAA